Messenger RNA from Delphinapterus leucas (beluga whale), 1441 nucleotides. NCBI's taxonomy places the organism in Eukaryota, Metazoa, Chordata, Mammalia, Artiodactyla, Monodontidae. The record is from RefSeq and is a predicted model, not a curated record.
CCCGGGAAGGGAGCCGGACGACCGCGCCCGCCCCGCCGCGCUGCCCGCCGCCCCCGACUCUGUAGCCCGGACUCGAUGGAGGUACAGAGCUUGGCUUCUCCGCUUUGGGAAGGGAGGUGCUGGUGGCUGAAAGGGCGAGGGAACUCUCCCCGAAAGCCUUCGCCUCGGACUCCUCCCAGCUCUGGCCGGACGCACGCGUCUCCCCACAACGGGCUACCGGCCGGGCCGCCCCGCCCUCUUCUGGGGAACGCUUGACCGCGACUUCGGUUUUCGGUGGCGCUCCGCGCGGAGGUAUUUCACCUUCUGACCCUUUAUUGCCGUCGCGGGCUCUCCUCGCCAUCCUCCGCUUCCAGCCGAGCACAGAUUGCUCGUCCACUAGCGGGUCCCCGCUCGGCUCCGCCGACUCCGCGCCGGCAGGCGGAGGGCGAGGGACGCGCGCCUGGCCAGCCCAGCCCAGCUGCGGGGUUCGGAGAAAGCGAGGUCCGGCGGCACAGAGCGCUGAGUUCUGCACCUCAUCGAGCUCAGAAAGUUCAAGAAAGAAUCCAUUCCUGCAUAUGGUCAUGUGGUUCUUUAAAACAAUGUCCCAUCACGUGCUAUGUUGAUGACGUCACAGGAAACAAAGAAGUCAGUGUUAGAAGAUAGCAAAUGUACAGGAGGUCAUAAACCAUAUUUGAGAAGUACUUCCAUCCAGUGCUACUUGUGUUUACUUCUGAACAGUCAUUUUUUAACUGAGGCUGGCAUUCAUGUCUUCAUUUUGGGUUGUAUCGGUGCAGGUCUUCCUAAAACAGAAGCAAACUGGCAGCAUGUAAUAAGUGAUUUGAAAAGAAUUGAAGAUCUUAUUCAAUCUAUACAUAUGGAUGCUACUUUAUAUACUGAAAGCAAUGCUCAUCCCACUUGCAAAGUAACAGCGAUGAAAUGCUUUCUCCUGGAGUUACAUGUGAUUUUGCAUGAGUCCAGAAAUUCAGACAUUAACGAUACAGUAGAAAACCUUAUCAUCCUAGCAAACAGCAGUUUAUCUUCCAUUGAGUAUAAAACUGAAUCGGGAUGCAAAGAAUGUGAGGAGCUGGAGGAAAAAAAUAUUAAAGAAUUUUUGAAGAGUUUUGUACAUAUUGUGCAAAUGUUCAUCAACCCUUCUUGAUUGCAGCUAAUCCUUUUCAGCAUUUCUGUUAUUAACAAACAUCUCCCCACUGCUUAGAGGCAACAACGAAACACUCAGCAUUUCAAAUAUGCUGCCAAAAUAAAUUCUUCUGGCAAGAGGACGAUCAGGAUCUUUGAUCGGAUGAACUCACAGAAAUGAAGGCCGAACAAUGGCAUUGAGUACCAUGGUGUCUAUGAACGAAGGACUUAUUUUAUUCAUUUAUUUUUAAUUUAUUAUUGAGAUUGUACAUAUUUGUAGCAUAAUGUAAAAUGUUGAAUAAAAUUGUGUAUAUAUUUUAUCUUU